Protomyces lactucae-debilis is the source of this 1503-nucleotide messenger RNA. RefSeq lists its product as uncharacterized. Bases 95 to 1150 code for a protein of 351 amino acids. Lineage: Eukaryota; Fungi; Ascomycota; Taphrinomycetes; Taphrinales; Protomycetaceae. The record is from RefSeq and is a predicted model, not a curated record. The transcript has a single exon. Gene Ontology annotation, molecular function: oxidoreductase activity.
GGCCGGCAGUGCCGCUUCGUCAUUUGUCAGUUGUGAACCCCGCCUCUACGAUAGAAACUACUCACACCCUCGAACAGCUAAGCUUAAGAACAAGAUGAAGCAAGUAAGCAUUGACAGCUCAGCCGGCGGAAAGCCUGGAACAGUAUGGUACCCAUUGAUCCAUGCAGAUGUGAAAGAACCUCGAGCGACCAGCACCCAGUUGCUCAUCAAGAUGCUUGCAGGCGCUUUGAAUCAUCGCGACGUUUUCCAGCGUCAGGCCAGUUAUCCUAACAUGUCUGCAGAGAGUCCUGUUGGUGCAGAUGGAGUCGGCAUUGUUGUUGAUGCGAAAGGCAACUCGUCACUCGCUGGCAAACGUGUUCUAUUGGCACCUGGUCAAGGAUGGGAGUCGAGCCCGCUCGCUCCAGAGAGUGCAUACGGUAUUCUUGGAGGACAAAAAGGUAUGCCCGGAACAUUCGUGGAGUACAAUGCGAUUGAAGCCUCGGAAGUGGUUGAAUGCCCUGCUCACCUUUCUGAUGUCGAGGCAGCAGCGUUGCCACUUGCUGGAUUGACUGCCUACCGCGCCGUUUUUAGCAAAGGUGGCCUCAAGUCAGGUAUGACUGUGCUCAUUACUGGUGUUGGUGGCGGUGUGGCCUUAUUUGCUCUGCAAUUCGCGGUUGCUACCGGUGCCGAUGUAUGGGUCACAUCAGGCAGCGAGCAGAAGCUGCAACGUGCCAAAGAGUUGGGUGCCAAGGGUGGCAUCAGCUACAAGACGGAGAAAUGGGGCAAAGCGCUGGCGAAGCAGCUCGGUCAUAUCAAAUUUGACCUGGUGAUUGAUUCUGCUGGAGGUAAUAUCGUCGCAGAUGUUCUGCCAGUCAUUGCCCCUGGCGCCGCAAUUGUUGCCUAUGGCAUGACUGUGGCUCCGAAAAUCACCUUUUCAAUGAAUGCCAUCUUGGCAAACAUUGAGUACCGUGGAUCCACCAUGGGCUCAAAGCGAGAGUUCAAGGAAAUGGUGGCCUUUGUUGAGAAGCACAAGAUUCGCCCGGUCGUGCACAAAGUAUAUCAAGGAUUGGAGAGCACUGAUGAAGCGUUUGUAGAGAUGCGCGACGGUAACCAGUUUGGUAAGCUGGUUGUGCAGAUUGCGCGCUCUGAGCAGGAAACGAGCAAGCUUUGAUUGUGUAUGCAGGAUUUUGAAUAUAUGGAGCAAGAUCUUGACAAGAUUCGUGCGGUCUUGACUCUUGGCCUGACAGGCACGUGAGGUGCAAGGUGCGGUAGGCACAUACCCGUCAUAUCUUCCGGCAAGCAAAUCUAGGUCCUGAGCUUGAAGCAUGUUGAGGAUACAUCGAGUAGGUCAUGUCAAUGACUCGUGUCUCGUGAGUAGUACUGGUCACGAUCAUGACUUUAUCGCCGUCGCAUUCAAUGGGGAUUCCUGCAUUCGACGCGGUGCAGUUUAGAACUUUAGAGUCCAAGCCAAUCAAGGGCGAGUACGACUUUCAACGGAUUCAUUUCGCAGCGGCCCGCCAUUUU